This is a messenger RNA of Helobdella robusta, 1341 nucleotides long. RefSeq lists its product as hypothetical. Bases 1 to 1341 code for a protein of 446 amino acids. Gene Ontology annotation, molecular function: protein phosphatase activator activity. Gene Ontology annotation, cellular component: cytosol; nucleus; protein phosphatase type 2A complex. Gene Ontology annotation, biological process: protein dephosphorylation; signal transduction. The record is from RefSeq and is a predicted model, not a curated record. Lineage: Eukaryota; Metazoa; Annelida; Clitellata; Rhynchobdellida; Glossiphoniidae. The transcript is spliced from 12 exons.
AUGUCAAACAUUCCUAAGAAUCAAGAACUCCAAAAGUUACCAUUACUGAAAGUGCUACCAGAACGAGACCAACUCUUCAUACAGAAGUUACAACAGUGCAUGGUCCUCUUUGAUUUCGUGCAAGACCCUCUCAGUGACCUGAAGUUCAAGGAGGUCAAAAGGUCAGCCCUCAAUGAACUUGUGGAGUUUGUGUCACAGACCAGAGGCAUUCUUACGGAAGAAGUUUACCCUGAGGCAGUUCAAAUGUUUGCCAUAAAUGUCUUUCGAAGUCUCCCGCCAUCUUCGAAUCCCAACGGUGCAGAGUUCGACCCUGAAGAGGACGAGCCCGCCCUGGAAGCUGCCUGGCCCCACCUACAACUGGUUUAUGAUUUCUUCUUAAAAUUUGUGGAGUCGCUGGAUUUUGAUGUGAACAUUGCCAAGAAAUACAUUGACCAGAGUUUCGUACUGCAGUUAUUGGACCUGUUUGAUAGUGAGGAUCCAAGAGAAAGGGAUUUCUUGAAAACGUUGCUGCAUAGAAUCUACGGCAAGUUUCUAGGACUGAGAGCUUACAUUAGGAAAGAAAUUAAUAAUAUCUUCUAUAGGUAUUACGUCGCGAAACAGUCAAUCAGUCAAUCAAUCAGACGGCUGUCCACCAUUAUCAUGCUGCUGCAAGCUAGUAUCGUUAUUAUUAUUAUUAUUAUUUUAUUAUUAUUAUUAUUAUUAUUAUUCAAGGUCAAAUCAUUGAGCGUGUACCAUCCACAGCUGGCCUACUGCAUGGUCCAGUUCCUAGAAAAGGAAGGAACCCUCACAGAACCCGUGGUCAUGGGACUUUUGAAAUUUUGGCCUAAGGUCCACAGCCCCAAGGAGGUGAUGUUUCUGAAUGAGUUGGAAGAGAUUCUGGACGUGAUCGAGCCGACGGAAUUCCACAAAGUCAUGGUGCCACUCUUCAAACAGCUCGCCAAGUGUGUCACCAGUCCACAUUUCCAGGUGGCAGAGCGGGCGUUAUACUUCUGGAAUAACGAGUACAUACUGAGUUUGGUGAGCGAUAAUGUGACUGAGAUACUGCCCAUCAUGUUUGCAUCUCUAUACGGAAACAAACAGCAUUGGAAUAAAACGAUACACGGCUUGAUAUACAACGCCCUGAAGCUUUUCAUGGAGAUGAACCAGAAACUAUUCGACAACUGUGCGCAACAAUUCAAGAAUGAAAUGCAAAAAGCAAAAGAAAGACAACGGCAGCGAGAGUUAACCUGGAUGAAGAUUCAUAACAUUGCCAGUAAAAACCCAGAGGUCAUUUUUUGUCAUUGUUCAUCGUCUUUUUCGUCCUCUUCUAUAAUAAUAAUAAUAACAAUAAUAAUAAUAUAA